CUCUCUCUCUCUCUCUCUCUCUCUCUCUCUCUCUCUCCAUCAUCGAUCAAAGCUCUGCGUUUGCGUUACCCUCACGGACUUCUCUUCCUUGUCGACUUUCAUCAUUACUUUCCCUCGCUUUCUCCGCCCCAAAGAUCUGAAAAGCCAAGAGCAAUUUGAAAGGGAAUAAUAAUGGCGGACGACAAAGGCGUCGUCGGAGAAGCCAACAAGAAAGACGCGGCAACUGUACCUGAGGUGGUUGCGAAGAAGAAGCGCAAGGGACUUUUCUCCAGAAUGUUCAGUGGGAUCUUCCGAUUACACGGCGAUGACUUCGAGAAGCGGCUCAAGUACAUUUCCAAAGAAGAAGCCACUGUCCUUGCUAGAAUGCAGAGGAGGUCCAUAACGUGGAGGCGCAUGAGCAGACAUCUCAUUCUCUUCUCUGUCUUAUUUGAGAUUAUUGCAAUUGCUUAUGCUAUAAUAUCAACGAGAGCAACAAAUUUAGAUUGGAAGAUGAGGACAUUUCGAAUUCUUCCGAUGUUUCUUCUGGCUGCUUUAUCUUUUCUUGCUUAUUCAGCAUUUGUGACCUUCACAAGAAUGCGUGAUCGCAAGGACGCCAAAACCCUGGAAAGGCUUCGGGCUGAAAGGCAAGCAAAAAUUGAUGAACUAAAAGAGAGGACAAAUUAUUACACUACUCAACAGCUUAUUCAGAGAUAUGAUCCUGACCCAGCAGCAAAGGCAGCUGCUGCAACUGUCCUAGCAUCUAAGUUGGGUACAGAUUCAGGUCUGAAAUUCUAUGUGGGAGAUGAAUCUGAGAUUAAUGCCUCAACAGGGAAAAGCCAUGAUGUUGAACUUGUCCAUUCUGGUGAACUUCGAAACCGUAAACCAGUACACACCAGAUCUAAUAGUACAGGGAGUGUCCCAUUGACUAUUCCUGAAGAGGAGGCACCUCAUUCUGCAAGGUCUGACAGUCAUCAGGUUUCUGAGCAUAGUCAACUGAUUGUUAGUCAUCAUAGUCCUCAGGGAGCAUCUCCACAGGAUGGAGGAUGGAUUGCUCGGAUUGCAGCAUUACUUGUGGGUGAGGAUCCAACACAGUCUUAUGCGCUCAUAUGCGGCAACUGUCAUAUGCACAAUGGGCUUGCUAAGAAGGAGGAUUUCCCAUACAUCACUUAUUAUUGCCCACACUGUCACGCCCUAAAUCAGCCAAAACAUUUCGAAGGGCGUGUUUCUGGUUCUAACACGCCUAUCACCCCUAGUUUGAGCUCUUUGAGAGCAGGGGUCAGCAGUGAGGCAACAAAGCAGGCUGGUGGCUCUUUGGAUGACAGUGUACUCACAAGUACCAGCCCUGUUAGAGCUGGUUCAGAGAUUGAGGAAGAAACUGAAAAGCCUGCGUCCGAUACAGAUAGUUUAGAAAAACAUGAGUAGGGUUAAGAUGUUCUUUUCCUCAAUUAGGCCUUCUUUUCCCUUUGCUUGUAGGUAUGGGGUUUAUUUUCUGCUGGAUGAAUUUACGGGUUUGCCUAUAUGCGUGGUCGUGUACAAGAAUAUGUUUGAGUUGCCUUGAUAAACUUUUGGGGCUUUAUGAUCAUAGAAUACAUGGAUUGAUUGUAAUCUUGUACAUCUUGUGAGUUUUUCUUUUCUGGUUCAAUUGUUGGAGCUGGUCCAAAUACCUUUCCAGAUUUGGAAAGCUGAAACUUUACUG
Molecule: messenger RNA, 1675 nt
Organism: Prunus mume (Japanese apricot)
Lineage: Eukaryota; Viridiplantae; Streptophyta; Magnoliopsida; Rosales; Rosaceae
Product: integral membrane metal-binding family protein (DUF2296)
Biological process (GO): endoplasmic reticulum tubular network organization
Cellular component (GO): endoplasmic reticulum tubular network
Source: RefSeq, a predicted model, not a curated record